ACAUCGAGCGAACAUGACCGACAAAGUUGCAGUUGUAACUGGUUCAAAUAAAGGCAUAGGUUAUGGAAUAGUGAAGGAACUAUGUAGUCGCGGAGUUAGUACUGUUUAUUUAACCGCAAGAGAUGUAAAAAGAGGUCAACAAUCUGUCGAGAAUUUAAAGAGAGAAGGAUUCAAACCAGAGUUUCACCAGCUCGACGUAACAGAUUCAAAAAGUGUAGAAAAAUUCGCCAAUCACCUAAAACAAAAACAUGGAGGUUUGGACAUACUUAUCAAUAAUGCUGCGAUUAUACAGCAAAAUAUUAUGAAGACCACCUACGAAGAGGCUAAAAAAGUAAUGGAUGUGAAUUACCGGAGUAUGUUUAUUAUCGAAAAAUAUUUAUUCCCGAUACUCAAGCAAAAUGCGCGAGUUAUAAACGUUUCGAGUGACUUAGGCCAUAUAUCCAACCUAAAGAACAGUUAUUGGAUCAACAGACUGACGAAAGAUGAUAUUGAGGUGCAAGAUAUUGACGAUUUCGUUGAUUGGUUUUUGGCUUCGAUAAAAAACGGAACGUUAAAAGAAGAAGACUUUGCUGUCACAGCAUAUCUAGCUUAUAGAAUGUCGAAGGUAGCUGUAUGUGCUUUAACAAGGGUCCAAUAUAGGAAAAUUGAUAGGAAUAUAUCGAUUAAUUCUCUACAUCCAGGAUUCGUGAAGACUGAUAUGACACAACACAAUGGAUUUAUGACAGUUGAACAAUCUGGCAAAACGCCUGUUUAUUUAGCGUUGGAUUGCGAUCAGUCUGUGAAAGGGAAAUUCAUUUGGUAUGAUAAAUCUGAAAACGACUGGACUAAUCGAAAUUUGGCACUCCUAUGUACGGAUAAAGAUUCUGUGCAGAAGUAUGUCACCCUGUUAAUAUCAAGAACGUGACGUGGUUACGUACAAAAUUAAAAAAAAAUGCUUUUUAUUA
Messenger RNA from Pararge aegeria (speckled wood butterfly), 944 nucleotides. Its product is annotated as carbonyl reductase [NADPH] 3-like. The record is from RefSeq and is a predicted model, not a curated record. The coding region runs from base 14 to 904 and encodes 296 amino acids. Gene Ontology annotation, molecular function: carbonyl reductase (NADPH) activity. The transcript has a single exon. NCBI's taxonomy places the organism in Eukaryota, Metazoa, Arthropoda, Insecta, Lepidoptera, Nymphalidae.